Molecule: messenger RNA, 3538 nt
Organism: Quercus lobata
Lineage: Eukaryota; Viridiplantae; Streptophyta; Magnoliopsida; Fagales; Fagaceae
Product: TATA box-binding protein-associated factor RNA polymerase I subunit B-like
Exons: 6
Coding region: 280-2478 (732 amino acids)
Biological process (GO): RNA polymerase I preinitiation complex assembly; nucleolar large rRNA transcription by RNA polymerase I
Cellular component (GO): RNA polymerase I core factor complex
Molecular function (GO): RNA polymerase I core promoter sequence-specific DNA binding
Source: RefSeq, a predicted model, not a curated record
AACACACCGCCAAAAAUCAAAACGUUCUCACAAGCCUCUCUCUCUCUCUCUCUCUAUAUCGUCUUUCUAAAGAGGCCGCCGCUUCAUUCCAUGUGAGGAUUCGAUCAAACCUCGCUCUCUACCAAUGACGCUUCCCAAGAAUAUCGAUUUUCACCAUCUGGGUCUCUUUCAAUUUUCAUCAAAAUCCAAUCUUGGCUUCGUUUUUGGGCAAUUUAUCUUUCUGGGUUCUUCAAAUUUUUUGAAAAAUUAGCGCCUAGUUACUGCUUUAAGCUUUUGGUAAUGGCGGACCCAAAGAACUUGGCCUGCCAAACCUGCGGCUUCGUCGGCCUAUCCAGCGAUUCCGACGGCUAUUUCUACUGCGAUCGCUGUGGUGCCCAAGCCGAAGACUUCAUCGAAACCGGCGUAGCAGACGAAGACUUCGUCGACAAAGGCUUCGGCGGCAGCGCCGUCUACGUCGCCAGCUUGAGCCGCCGCGUCGGCGGCAGCCAAGCCAACAUCAAACCCGAGCCGCUUUCCCAACCCGAAUUUGCCACCCCCAAUUCCAACCUCUUCUGGAACUCUCUGACCCAAAACAUUGACAACGAUGCCACACCCAUCAAAAAAGAGGAAGAGUUUUACGAAGCCGACGUUGAUGGGCCCACGGGUCCUGAGGAUUUCGGGGGUUCGGUGAAGGUGAAGCCUACCUUUGAAGACUAUUACAAUGAGAUUAGGAUUCGGUAUGUGUUGGGUUUGCAGUAUAUGAUACAGUUUCAGUGUGAGGCUUUGGUGAGAGAGUUCAAGGUGAGCCCUUUGAUUUGUGGGCUCGCUGGGACUAUUUGGAUGAGGUUUGUGGCUUGCUCUGCGGUUUUCGAUGAUGACUGGGCUGAUCAAACCAUUCAGAACUCCGAAAUGGAGCGAACAGACGAACCGGAAGAUCAUAAGCGACGAAAAUACCGUGAAGAACCUCAUAAUAUGUAUGGUCAGCGAGCAGUAAUGAUUUGGUACAGAUCCUUGAGGAAGAGGAUCCCAUUAUCUUGUUCUUUAGGUGUUUCAUUUCUGGCUUGUCAUGUUGCCAGGGAAGCAAUCCUGCCAACAGACAUGGUGAAGUGGUCACUCGAAGGGAAGGUUCCAUAUUUUGCUGCAUUUGUUGAAAUUGAAAAAUGCAUUGGACGUCCAUCAAGUGCCUGCCCUAUAAGUUCAAGAAUUAUGUUCGGACCGUCUCAAGCUCUUCCAUUCCAGAAGUUGGAAUCACUGGCAGCAAUAAUUGCUCAGUCCAUAGGCUUGGAUUUACCUCCAGUCAACUUCUAUGCAAUAGCUUCCCGCUAUCUGCAGAAGUUAUGUCUUCCUGCAGAAAAGAUUCUCCCUCAUACAUGCCGCAUAUCUGAGUGGUCAAUGCCUCCAGGUUUAUGGUUAUCAACAAAUGAGUUAAGGCUUCCUACUCGUGUUUGUGUAAUGUCAAUACUGAUUGUUGCGAUAAGAAUUCUAUAUAAUAUACAUGGUUUUGGGGUAUGGGAAAAGAGUUUGUCUAGUCAUGGUGAUUCAUCUUCUACAUCUAACCAUAUUGGACAAUUAGACCCAAUGUGUGAUUCCGAAAUGGGUGAUGAUGCUGGAGAGGCAUCCGAUUCUCCUUGCCAAGGUGCGGAUGAUUUAGGGACAAAUUAUUAUAGACACUCAUCACAGGUUCAGAAGUCUAAGUUAGAUGCUGCAGAGCUUCUGCGCAAGCUUGAAGCAAGAUACAAAGAGAUUGCUAACACCUACGAGUAUUCCAAAGACUUACCAACAUAUCUCCAGUACUGUAAGGAUGUGGUCUUUGCUGGAUUAGAACCAUCAUUUGAGGAUCAUGAUGAGGAGAAGUUAAUAGAAGAAUUCUGGGAUUUUUAUCAGAAUGAGAAGGAUUCUGAGCCGUCAGAGGAUUUUGAAGGGGGACAUCGUGCUUUUAACCAGAAGAGAUUGAGGGAUGAAGGAUUGGCUAGCCAUAUUUCCUUAGAUAAUAAGAGGACCAGAGAUGAAGGGUGUGUUAGUGGCCCAUCCUCUGAUGAUGGAACUUCUCACGCAGAUGAGUCACAGCCAGGCUUGGGUGGUGAUAAAAACUCUGAAUCCAAUGACCAAGCUUCAGCUGAGACUCUGCAAAGUGAAGCCAUCAGACAUUUGAAAUUGGACAUGGAGGAGAAUAGGUUCUAUUACAUUCCACCAAGGGUCAAGAUCAAAAGACUUGAUUACCUUCACUAUGUGAGGAAGAAGGAUGAAGGAGCUUACACUUAUGCUGCCCAUGCUGAUUAUUACAUACUGCUUCGUGCUUGUGCUAGGGUUGCACAACUUGACAUUCGGAUUAUGCAUACUGGGGUAUUGAGUCUUGAAAAGAGACUAGCUUGGUUGGAAAACAGAAUUGACCACUGCUUGCAUUUAACACCACCUAAUGUUUCUUGUCAGUUUUGUAGUGAUAUAGCACCAGAGCAUGCUGAUGAUGAUUCCAUAGGGCUUUCAAACUUAAAUAUAUAAAAGUUCAUUUUCUAUCAUAAACUUUAAUAUCUCAUUUAUAUGCCUGUUUUUCUAAUUCUUUUUACAACUACAAUCAAGCCCGUCUCAAAAUUUUGGGGUUGCCUACAUAUCCUUAACAGACUAAUCAGGAUUUACCGCAUGAUUAGUCUAAUUUUUUUUCUUUCUAAAAAAAUUGGCUCAGCCAAAUCCCUAUACAAUUAAUCUCACCGUCUGUUUGGGUAGGGUAGAGCUUGAAUUUGGGGAGAAGCCAGAAUUUAAGAAUGGCAUUUAUCAACUCCUUCAUUUGGAUAGAUAUUUUAAGAAAUUUGAAAUUUCAUGCCAAAAUUGGGGAGGCCAAAAUUACAGCUCCAAAUUAUGUGUAAAAAGAAGAAAUUCUGAAAUUGAAGGCAACGCAGGAUUCUCAAAUCACCAAAUGUGCUCAUGAAUUCAAGACCCAGUUAAAUAGUUUUGCAAAGACCUCCUUCACUAUUCAGUCUCUGUCUCCUUCAUCUUCGUUCCCCUUUUUUCUUCAGAUUCAAGCAAACCAGCAGCACGGUCAAUUGAUUAACAUGUAGAGCCGAUUCUUGUCUGGGGAGAUUUAUUUCAUUCAAAGGCUUCUCUUAUGGGGAUUUGUUUCAAAUUGCCGGUACCAAAUUGACACUAGACCACAAUGACCAGUGCAACUAUGAUGUUCAUCUGCUUCUUGGUGACCUCUCCUAUGUUGAUGGCCUGUAGCACCGAUGGGACACAUUUGGUGAGCUGGUGCCACCCCUUGCAAGUGGGAGACCAUGAUGGUUACAAAAGGGAUAGUAUGGGUUUGAUUCCUAUAAUGCUAGAUAGAAGAUGCCUUUGAAGUGAGUGGAUUGAGUUCAAAUCUUGAUUUUUGUUUUGAAUUCACAGGUAUUCAUGUCAUUAUGCUUAAUACAUAUAGGAUCAAAGGAUCAAGAAUAUUAAAAGUUAUGCCAAUUGUUAAUAGGCUAUAAGCCUACUAUUAGGUUGAACUUUUUGAAUUCUUUUUGGACACUAUAACUACUUAACAUUAUGAUCUAAUGCUUUUUAAAACACAAGUAUAUAUUUGAAA